Messenger RNA from Daucus carota subsp. sativus, 450 nucleotides. RefSeq lists its product as uncharacterized. The record is from RefSeq and is a predicted model, not a curated record. Bases 1 to 450 code for a protein of 149 amino acids. Lineage: Eukaryota; Viridiplantae; Streptophyta; Magnoliopsida; Apiales; Apiaceae. The transcript has a single exon.
AUGGAGAUCUCUCUAAUCGCCGAUUCGAUCUCCGCCGCCGCAUCUCCCGGCGCUCUCCACCUCUCCUCCGUGAUUUUCCCCAUGGACGCCGUCGCUCCGCCGCCGGUAAAGCGCAAUUACAUCCCUAAAGCGCCUCGGUCGCUUGUUAGAAAGCGGUGCCGUACGAGACGGAGGUCAUUGACCGGUGGCGACGAUGAGGACGGCGGAGACGGCGGUUUUUUCGGUGGCGACGGUCCUUUCGGCGGUGGAGGAGGUGGAGGCGGUGGCGGAUGGAACUUUGACGGAUCGGAUUGGGAGGAGUCGUCGGCGUCGUGGUCCGAUCCGGCGUUUGAUUUUGUUUACGAAGUAAUGUCGUGGAUUGCGCUUUCAAAUUGCUUGCUUUAUGCGUUUAAGAAAGUGUUGAGAAUUGGCGGUGCUGGUGAUCGCGAGAAAGCUCAGACGAUAUGUUGA